Messenger RNA from Drosophila gunungcola (fruit fly), 3173 nucleotides. RefSeq names its product SAFB-like transcription modulator (gene Saf-B). The transcript has 9 exons. Gene Ontology annotation, biological process: regulation of transcription by RNA polymerase II; regulation of mRNA processing. NCBI's taxonomy places the organism in Eukaryota, Metazoa, Arthropoda, Insecta, Diptera, Drosophilidae. Gene Ontology annotation, cellular component: nucleus. Gene Ontology annotation, molecular function: sequence-specific DNA binding; RNA binding. The coding region runs from base 154 to 2973 and encodes 939 amino acids. The record is from RefSeq and is a predicted model, not a curated record.
AGCCCUGUUUUGUGUGUGUAUCCGUGACUCUUGACAGAAAAUUUUCACACGUUUCCCAGAAGGCAGAAAGAAAGAAUAAUUUCCGGAAUAUUAAAGCGAACAAGUUUUCAUUAAUUGAUUGCAUAUUGGCCCAGUGAUUUUUGAGAUUAAACGAUGCCCGAGGUAGGAAAGAAAAUCGCAGAGUUGCGGGUAUGCGACCUAAAAAGUGAACUCGAGAAACGCAAAUUGGAAACUGUGGGCCCAAAGGCUGUGCUCAUCGACCGUCUGGAAAAGUCCCUCAAAGCGGAGGGCUUAGACCCGGCCACCCACUUGAUUGUGCCGGGUGUGAAGGGGAAGAAACCGAUCGCCAUGCCCAUGAAGGAGCCCCAUUCGGAGAUAAUCAUCAAGGAGGAGCCCCUCGAUGCCGAAGAGGAGGAUCAGCAGCAGCAGGAUGACUUCGAGAACGGCAACGACUUCUCCCACCAUGCCGACGAUGAUGGGCAUGAGAUUGACCAAGUCGGCGAUGUGGACGAUGAGUGUGUGAUCCUCGAUGACGAGGAUGAAGAUGAGGAGGAUGAGGAGUACGAUGAUGAGCACCAGAAUGGCGAUGGCGAGGCCGAAGGAGACGCCCAGGCAGAGGCGGAGAACAAUGGCGAGGACGAAAAGGCCAUUAAUGACAUUCAAGGAGAGGAGGAAAACACCGGGGACACCGGAAAUAUGGACAACGAUGAGUCCAUCAAUCUGACCAUCGGUGAAGAUGAGCAGAAGCUGCUGCACGAUGAGGCACCCGACGACAAGUCUAUUAAAUCUGUCAAACCGGCCAACAAAUCCGAAAAGUCCAACUCAAAGGAUGCCGACAAGAAAAUUGACGAUGGCGCUCGCUCUAAGAAAAGGGAUGAAAAAUCAUCUGACAAGAAGGACUCUAGCGAUCCAAAGUCGUCUGGAAAGUCAUCGAACCAAAAGGAUGAUAAAGAGAAAUCGACAACAGCAGCAGGUGGUGCCGCAUCCUCCACUGCAUCGAGUGCCGGAGGCAGCAAGUCGGGAUCCGGUUCGAGUGCCGGCAAUGGUAGCGGCUCCAGCUCGAGCAACAACAAGCAGGCCACGCUGUCGCGUAAUCUCUGGGUCUCUGGCCUGUCCACUUUGACCCGGGCCAGCGACCUCAAGGCCGUCUUCUCGAAGCAUGGCAAGGUGAUCGGCGCCAAGGUGGUCACCAACACCCGUACCCCGGGCACCCGCUGCUACGGCUACGUGACCAUGUCCUCCUCGGGGGACGCCUCGCGGUGCAUCGAGCAUCUGCACCGCACUGAGUUGCACGGACGCAUCAUUUCGGUGGAGCGCACCAAGAACGAGAUUGGCGGCAGCGUGAACAAGGAGGGCAAGGGCAAGGCCCCCGGUGGUGAGGCCGGAAACCAGAAGAAGAAGGACGACGACGGCGGCAAGAAACCCGCAAGCGGCGGCAAGGGCUCCAAUGCCAACGGCGGAGACGACAAGAAGGGCGGCGAUGGAAGCGGCGGCGACAACAAGUCCAUUGGCGGCGAUUCCAAGCGCGAUGGCAAGGAGGGCAACAGGGAGCGCCACCAGCGGCGCAUCGACGACCGGGGCAAGUCGUCCGCCAGCCAGGAUCGGACGCGCCACGACCGCGAGCGAUCGGGCACGGCUGGCAACAAGGGGCCGGAUCAUCGUCAGGGGCGCAAUCCGCGCGACGUCGACCGUGAAAUCCAGCAACGCCAGAGGGAGCGUGAGCGGCGCCAGCGGGAGAUGCUGUCCUACCAGAAGAUACGCGAGGAGCGCGAGCGCCAGCGCGUAAGGGAGCGGGAGCGCGAGCAGCGCGAGGAGGAGCGUCGCCGACGGGAGUUCCGCGAGCGCCAGCGCAUAGAGGAGGAGCGGCUUCAGGAAGAGCGACGAAAGCUGGCCGUCGAGCGGGAACGGCUCGAGCGGGAGAAGGCGGAGCUUCUGCGCAUGGAGCGCGAGCGCCAGAAGCUGGAGCGAGAGAAAAUCGAGCUGGAGCGCCUCGAGCUGAAGCGACAACAGAUGAAGAUCAUGGAGUCCCGCGACGAUCCUGGCAAGCGCGGCGUGAGCAAGCGCGCCGACGACCGCUACGGAGACGUCUCCGAUCGCAAGCGCCCAGCCAUUUUUGAUGCCCCACCACCACCAAGAUUCGACACAAAUUUAGUCAGCUCCCGCAGCACUUAUGACAAAAAGCACGAUGACUAUGGGUCCUCUUCGACCACCAAGCGUGUGCUGGAUGACUACUCCAGCUCCAAUAAGCGCCUGGACUACGCCAAGCGUAACGACUACACAGCCUCGUCCGGAUCGAAGCGUGGUGCUGUCGAGGACUAUGCCGCCGUUCCCAGCAAGCGCUCCAACGACUACGGCGGCUCGUCCUCCAGCAAACGCGAUGACUACAAGCGCGAAGUGGAGGUCCGUCACUUGCCACUUUCGGGAACUGCCGGCGGCGGCGGCGGCUCAAGCAGCUCUUAUCUGCACAAGAACAACACAUCGGGCGGAGCCGGCUCCUAUGUGCACAAGAACAAUGCCAGCGGCAGCGGUGGACGCUACAACGACUCGGAUCGCAGCAACACCUCAAACUAUAGACGCGAUGACUCACACAGCCUGGGCAACAAGCGCUACGACAACUCCAGCGGCGGCGGUGGCGGCUACGGAGGCAGCAGCUCGAACAGCGUUAACAUCUGGGCCCCGUCCUCCGGAGGAAGCUCCCACCUGGGCAGCAGCGGCGGCGGCGGCGGUGGUAACCAGAUGAAGUCGUACGGCAACAACGGCAUAUCCUCGAAUAUGCAUAGCACAAAUUCGUGGCAAAAGUCGACCACCGUCGACGAUAAUAGCUGGCGCCCAGUGCCCGGACGCUUCGAUCGAAGCUACAACGAUCGUUCCACUGGCUACCAGGGCCAAAGUGGUGGAGGCGGAGCAGGCGGCAUGUACGGAGCCAGCCGUCCCGCCCAGGAUCGCUAUAGCGGACCGGUGUCGCGCUACUAGGAACCGUGUGCAUUUCACCAGAGGCAAUUCGAACUAGGCAUCCUAACAGCACCCAGCCAAUACCUAUUUAAGACCCCACCACCCGAAUGACUUUCCCACAGCGCCUAGGAGCGCUGCUUCUAGUUUAGUUCGCGUUAGUUGUACUUUUUAGCUUCUAAACAAUUACAUUUGGAAACCAAUAAAUGUAUUACCAAAACAUA